Messenger RNA from Siniperca chuatsi (mandarin fish), 1980 nucleotides. RefSeq names its product retinol dehydrogenase 12 (gene rdh12). The record is from RefSeq and is a predicted model, not a curated record. The coding region runs from base 16 to 1086 and encodes 356 amino acids. The transcript is spliced from 7 exons. NCBI's taxonomy places the organism in Eukaryota, Metazoa, Chordata, Actinopteri, Centrarchiformes, Sinipercidae.
AGAAACUACAAUCCCAUGAUUCCGUUCCCGGCGCUACGCUCUGCACCCCUUUCUACUUUGACAUCAGCUGUUCUGCCUACAGAGCAGAGGCACCCUGCAGGAGACAGAAAAGCGAAUAUCCGUGGUAUGAUGUUGCUUUUAUUAAUUGUCGCGGGCCUCGGAGUGGUGACGUUACUGGUGAUUUUAUUUGCACCACAUAUAAGAAAGUAUGCAGCAGGAGGGGUGUGCAAGUCCACAGCUGAUCUGGAUGGGAAGACAGUCCUCAUCACUGGAGCCAACACAGGGAUUGGGAAGGAGACUGCCCUGGACCUGGCAAUGCGAGGGGCUCGGGUGAUUAUGGCAUGCCGACAUGUGGAAAAAGGAGAGGAAGCUGCGGCCAGUAUACGAGCUGCGUAUCCCAAAGCACAAGUGGAGGUUCGAGAGCUCGACCUGGCAGACACCUGCUCUAUACGAGCCUUCGCACAGAAAUUCCUGAGAGAGGUCAACCACCUUCAUAUCCUUAUCAACAAUGCCGGGGUGAUGAUGUGCCCCUACACAAAAACAAUUGACGGCUUUGAGAUGCAUAUUGGAGUCAAUCACUUGGGGCACUUCCUGUUGACGUCCCUCCUGAUCGGGCAGUUGAAGCGCAGUGCGCCGGCCCGGAUUGUGGUGGUCUCGUCUCUGGCACACAACUUCGGCUGGAUCCGUUUCCAUGACCUUCACAGCCAGGGAAGCUACAACAGUGGACUAGCAUACUGCCAGAGCAAACUGGCAAAUGUGCUCUUUGCCAGAGAGUUGGCACGUAGACUCAAAGGCACCAAUGUGACGGUGAACUCAGUCCACCCGGGGACGGUGAACUCUGACCUGACCAGACACUCAACUCUCAUGACGAUAUUUUUCACCGUCUUCUCCAUGUUCCUAAAAACCCCACGGGAAGGAGCACAGACCAGCAUCUACUGUGCUGUGGCAGAUGAACUGCACUCAAUCUCUGGGAAACACUUCAGCGACUGCGCCCCUGCCUUUGUAGCCCCACAGGGAAGAAGUGAGGAGACAGCGAGGAGACUGUGGGACGUCAGCUGUGAGCUUCUUGGUAUCGAGUGGGACUGAUUUAACUUUUAACCACCAUCUAUCUCACUUCUCAAAGGAGUCCUUAUUCUGUCUGUUAUCAUUCAUUUCAUUAUGGUUUCGAUGUUCUGUACUUUGAACGUUUCUUACCUAAUAAGCAGUCAGGUAAUACUGUAAAAGGUACUAUAAUGUGAAGUUGCUUUUUUGUGCAAUAAUGCAGUAAUUGCAUUAUAAUAACUUGAGUAUUUUGGUGCUCCACAACACCUCCUCAACCAAAACCACUCAACUUUAUCAUCAUGUAACCACAAAUAACUUUUUGAUUCUAUAUUUUUGUGACACAAUGUGAAUACAGUGUAGGCAAAAAAGCAACUUGAUGUGUUGUAAUGCUGUAGGAUACUGUGACGGGUCAAGCCAGGGUAAAUGACCAGCAUCUUUAUCAAAUAUUGUGUUUUUUGAUUUCUCCAGAAUUUGCAGCUAAAUUGAUUGACUUUUGUGCCAGCAUUUCUAAACAAUUGCAGGGGUUCUUACGGUGUUUCCAGGUUGAUAAAAAAUUAGUAAACUAUCUACUACUAGUCAGUCUGAGCCAUGAUUACCGCUUGAAUUGCAUAAAUGUAUUUUGUGAUAAUUGUAGUUGAUGUAGAUUAUAAGAAGGUUUUUCUAUUUUAACCAAAUAAGAGAUAGAGUCACAUCAUUGCAAAAUUUGCAAAGGAUUUUUUCCAUCUGCAUUGCCAAAACUGCACAUUCCUGGAGGAACUACAGUUUUACAUUUAUAAGGAUCUCCCUCCUCAUGUUUCCCUCUCAGCAUUCACAUGCAAGGUUGCCAAGAGUUUACAUUCUGUGUUUUAUACAAGUGAAACAUGCCUUUUACUACACUUACAUUCAUGUUAAGAGUUGAAUGUUUACAUUUGAUGUAAAUAAAUGGAAAUAUUACUAUAA